Molecule: messenger RNA, 979 nt
Organism: Durio zibethinus
Lineage: Eukaryota; Viridiplantae; Streptophyta; Magnoliopsida; Malvales; Malvaceae
Source: RefSeq, a predicted model, not a curated record
UUUCCCAUCUUCCGAAAGUGAAUUUCUAACAGCAGAAAAGAGAGAAUUUUUGGAAACAAUGUCAAACAAGUCCCCAGUCUUUCCAAUGCCUGAGCCUCAGCAUUUCAGUGACUAUGGCUUUGACCCCCAAAUCGAUUAUUUUCAGGUUUUGGAAGAAGCAAAGAAGCACAGGAAGGAAACAUCAAGAUCCAUAGACUUGUUACAUUUCAAGCUUCAAAAACCCAUCUCAAAGGACGAGCAUUCCAAGAAAAACCACAAUGCUAAAAAGAAGAAACGUUGGUGGAAAAAUGCUCUCUUGCUCUUCAAGUGGAAAAAAUGGACACGUGACACUCUUGAUCUAGAUCUUGAGCUUGAACCUGACGUCCAUCGUACAAGGGCUACAGCUUUUAGGGCUUCAAUUUCAGGACCUGUUUACAUAACUGAGAGCAGAAGCGGUUCAAGCACCCCUUACAGAAGCACAAGUCGCCCAUCUUCAGGUCCCUUGGCUGGUACUUUGACUCCUACAAGAAAAGGAGACGUGGAAAUUCCUUAUCUGAGUCUCAGGGAACUCAACAUGGAGCAGCAUCACAGGGUUUCUACCUCUGCCAUGCCCAUAUAUUUGGUCACUUAACCAAACCAAUCUCUCUUUUUUUUCUUAUUUUUUCAAUCCAUUUCGUUUUUCAGGUCAAGCUAGGGUUAUGCAAACUGUAAAACUAAAGUGUUUGAUAAGUACUUUUAAUGGAGGACAUGGCUUCAUCCUCCAUUGUUGGUUGUUGCUAGCUUGCUGCUUUACUGAUUUCUGCAAACUAAUGAACUCGUGCAUUGACCAAGACUCUUCACCUCUUUUUUCCUUUCUUUUUUUUUUUUACCUUCGUAUUGCAUUGCUUUCGUGCACAGAAAUCAAUGACUUUUUUAGUUCAAUCUUUCAAGAUUUUACUUGUGAUCCCAAUCUACUGCAAACAACAAGUUUUUGGGUUGUUGAAAUGUGAACAAAACGUGA